Triticum aestivum (bread wheat) is the source of this 1721-nucleotide messenger RNA. RefSeq lists its product as uncharacterized. Bases 138 to 1412 code for a protein of 424 amino acids. The record is from RefSeq and is a predicted model, not a curated record. Lineage: Eukaryota; Viridiplantae; Streptophyta; Magnoliopsida; Poales; Poaceae. The transcript has 2 exons.
GCGGGCGCCGCACGUAAAGUCUCUGGUGCGGCGCCGCUACGUAACAGCGUCCGCCCUUCAAGCCUCCCUUUCCCCUUCGUCGUCCCAGCCGCCAUCAGCAGACCGAUCUGGCCCCUUGCCCACCCUGCACAAUCCCGAUGGCAACCGAGGCCGGCCGACCCGCCUCGCUCCUCACUGCCGUCGAAGGCUACGUCGGCGACCGGUCCAACGAGAGGACCGCCACAGGCAUCACGAGGAAGGGCCUGAGCAUCAAGGUGUCCCUUCUCGCCAACCGCCCGCCACAACCGUCCAAGCUGUGGGUGCACUGCCCGGAGGCCGUGCACGUCGACACCCCCCGCGUCCUCUGCACCGCCGGCGACCUGAUCCUCUUCCGGGUCGACGUCUCCCCCGAUUGUGUCCCAGACAGCCGUUUCUCGAUGCGGCAGGAUUGCGACUACUUCCUCUACCGCGCUGACCCCAAUUCGCCAGUGCUCACGCUCCUCGACGACAUGCGCACCAGAGGUUUCGAAGACAAUGAGAUUGGUAUUCUUCCCCGUGGUCUCCACCACUACACCAUCGCCGCGCUGCUUCCUGGUCCUCUCAGCUUCAAAGAGUUCGUGCUCCAUUUGUUCCACUCCGAGACAUCCAGCUGGAGCUCCAUGGUGCUGCCCGUGGCUGAGCCACAGGUGGAGUUCGAUUGCUUCAUCCCCACCAACACGGAUCUCUAUUACCAUUAUACUUCCAACGUCAUCACAAUCGGCGGUGAGCACGGCACCAUGGGCUGGGUCGAUCUCUGGCGAGGCAUCCUGUUGUGUGAUGUGCUGCGUGAGAAGCCAACUCUCAGGGGAAUACCGCUGCCGCUGCCGAUGGAACAUAUCACCGCCGGCAAACAUUUAGGCCGUGCAAUGGACUGCCGAGGCAUUGCCGUCGUCAAUGGCCGUCUCAAGCUUGUCCAUCUGGACAUCAACGCCAGUUACGACAUAAACAUCAUUGACCCGGAGACAGAGCACCCAACUAUGCUGGUGGAUGACUGGGCGAUCUCCUCAUGGAGCAAUAGCACGCUGGAGAAUUCUUACGAAGCUUGGGGCGAGCCUGAAUGCACGGUCCAAGCUGAUGAGGUUGCAAUCAAAACUGAUAUGAUUUCACAACCGACUGGAAUGCUGCUGUUGCCAUCAGAGGAGGGUGUUGAGAACCCAGAACAAGAGGCUGCCUACUUCCAGCGCCUUGUGAUGUCUGACCCGUCUCCGAGCUUGGAUGGUGAUGGUGUUGUUUACCUAAUUGCUGCGAAGGAGAAAUCAUAUGACCAAAAGUCAUGGAUCCUUGCUCUUGACAUGAAUACCAAGACGCUGCAAAGUGUUGUUCCGUUUGGCACCGUAGAAGACCCAAGUGAUCCUGUCGUGUAUUGCACUAGCAGGCCUGCCUCCAAUACUUGAGUUAUCUGGUUGAACUGGAGACCAUAUGGGCUAUCUACGGCAGGAACAAAUUCAGCAUGAAAUGUUUUUCUCAAGGUUAAAUUAAGAAAGCAUGCCCCGGUGCUGUACGCAGUUUAUCUCUUGGUCUUGCUUGACAUAUCCAUUUAGUGCAUUUUACUCCCUCCGUCCCAUAAUAUAAAAGCGUUUUUGACACUACUGAGGGAAUACUAUGUUAGAUACAAGACAUGAUCUCUUGUGUUUGUGAUUUGUGGUCAACUUUCUUAAUAUGUUUUAGCAACAUAUAUCUCUCGUUGUGAGUAUUUUAUUGGA